AAGGCUGCUCCAGAUAAAGUCCCCCCCCCACCGCCCCAACCUCCCCUGCGCUCUGCUGCGUCGCCCUCGCUUUCCCCAAGCAAAGAUGGAAGUCGUCAAUCAGCUUGUGGCGGUUGGACAGUUCCGGAUCCUCAAGGAGCCCCUGGGUUUUUUAAAGUUGCUAGAAUGGUUCUUUUCCAUUUUUGCAUUUGCGACGUGUGGCAGCUACAGUGGACAAUUCCGCCUCAGCGUCAAUUGUCCCAAGAAGAAUGAGAGCAAACUCAAUAUAGAGGUGGAAUUCGCCUACCCCUUCCGGCUUCACCAGGUGUAUUUUGAUGCUCCUACCUGUAAAGGUGAACAAGAAAAGGUUUUCUUGAUUGGAGACUACUCUUCCUCUGCUGAAUUCUUCGUCACCAUUGCAGUCUUCGCCUUCCUUUAUUCUUUAGCUGCGACUAUUGUCUACAUCUUCAUGCAGGAUAAAUAUAGGGAGAACAACAAAGGUCCCAUGGUUGAUUUCAUUGUCACAGCUAUUUUUGUGUUCAUGUGGUUGGUGAGCUCUUGCGCUUGGGCCAAAGGGCUUUCAGAUGUCAAGGAGGCCACUGACCCUGAUAAUGUGAUAGAAGGCAUGUCCGUGUGUGAGGACCCAGAGGUCAAAUGCAAGGAAGAAUAUGAGCCCAUCACUUCUGGCCUCAACACCUCAGUGGUUUUUGGCUUCCUGAACUUGGUGCUUUGGGUUGGAAACCUAUGGUUUGUCUUUAAAGAGACUGGAUGGAGUGCCCCCUUCAUGAAGCACCCACCUGCCCAGGAGAAGCAGCCAGCACCUGAUACCUAUGGAGAUAGCUACAACCAAGCUCCAGGAUAUGGACAACAGGACACAUAUGGGCAGCAGAGUGGCUACCAGCCUGACUACAGCCAGCAAGGCUAUGGUCAACAGGGAGAAUACGGCCAGCAAGGUGGCUAUGUCCAAAGCGGGCCCACUUCCUUUGCAAACCAGAUGUAGGCGGGUUCCUACCCCCAAAUAGAAGGCGUUGUGAGACGGAAGCAGCCAUCCCAUCCUGGCUCCCCAUGUCCCUUGUGCGGGGGAAGGGAGGGCUGGUGGGUGCUCAUACUGGGAGGUGGCUGGUGGAGCCCUCCCAACCCCCCAGGAUGAAUGUAGUUGUUUGUGCUGUUUAUAUAUACAUAUAUAUUAUAUAUAUAUGAGAAACUAUAACUAGAGGUAGACCGCUCCCUCUCCCACUGCCCCAAUGCCUCAUGCAUAACACACUUUCCCACAUCAUUGCCCUCCCCAGGACAGUUUCUUGAUCCUUGGCCUCCCCAGGCCUAUCCCCUACACUCUCCAGCCAAAAUGGGUUGUCGGAUCUCCUCCUGAAGUACCCUUUCUCUCGCCAUUCACUUUGAACCCCAGCCCAUGCUUUCUGUAUUGUGGAAGGCACCCCAGGACUUCUGUUUUCCUUUGACCCUCAUCUGAUGCCAAGCUUUCCUCCCUCUCUCCUCUGCAUGCCUCUAAGGUGGGCCGGAAAGGGAUGAAAUGGAGGGCAAUUGGGUUGUUCCUUUGUGUGUGCAAAUGCCAGGCAGGUUUGGGGUUUAAGAGGUUUGGUGGGUUCAAUCCUCUAGCAGCACUUUAAAGUUGGUUUUUUUUUUUAACAUACCCUCCAUUCCUGAUUUCACCCCAUUGAUCUAUGGGGUCAGAUAGAGGGCAACUAUAUUUGGGGGAAAUUAUCCCCUGCUUUCCUUCCAGGUGAAAAUAACCUUGAGGAAGAGCCACAACCAAGGCAGCAGUUAGAUAAGAGAAAUCUGAGUCCAACGCAGGAAUGGAAUUUGAGGAAGCUUCUCAGACUUGAUCCUCCCUAGUUCUCUCAAGGAUAAAAGGCAUAGCGCAGGGGUUCUCAACCUUGGCAACUUUAAGACUUGUGGACUUCAAUUCCCAGAAUUCCUCAGCCAGCAAAUCUGGCUGAGGAAUUCUGGAAGUUGAAGUCCACAAGUCUUAAAGUUGCCAAGGUUGAGAACCCCUGGCAUAGCGGAAGGGAGGAGUGAAGGCACAUUCAGAGUUGCAAGACUGAUCUUAGCUCUUUGAGGUAGGCCAGACUUAAAUACCGAAAUCAUGAACACUAAAGCUACUUUUAUUGUAGGGUUACAGUAAUAGAACCUUGCAACUCUGAAUGUGCCUUCAUCCCCCCCUACCCUGCCUUUAUUGUUUAUUAACUAGGGAGAGUAGAGUCUGAGGUGCUUUCCCAAAUUCCAGUUUGGGCCUAUAUUUCUCGUAUCCGACCAUUGCCUUGGCUGCAGCUCUUCUUCCCCUUCCUCAGGGAUAUUCUCACAGCUCAUUACAUCAGGGGAGGAGGGAUACCCAAAUGGGGAAGCCUCAGAAAGAUCCACAGCAUUGGGGUGCCCAUUAUUGUUUUGAAGGGAUGUGUAUUGACCAUCUCUUUAAAAGGCUUUAGCCCAGUUGGGAGGGAAAAGCAAAACGGGUGGGGGACUUGUUCCUAGUGAGCUGUUGCACCAGGGGUCUACAGUUAAGGGAUGGGGAGAUUGUGGGGGAGGCUUCCACUAUCCAUCCAUCCAUCCUUUCCCCAUGCUUUUCCUAAUUUGCAUUCUUCUUUCUCUCUUGUGAUUUCUCUCUCUCUUUCUUUCUCUUUCUCUCUCC
This is a messenger RNA of Crotalus tigris (Tiger rattlesnake), 2623 nucleotides long. It is a transcript of the gene SYP, whose product is annotated as synaptophysin. Gene Ontology annotation, cellular component: synaptic vesicle membrane; synaptic vesicle; presynaptic active zone. The coding region runs from base 86 to 979 and encodes 297 amino acids. The record is from RefSeq and is a predicted model, not a curated record. The transcript is spliced from 7 exons. NCBI's taxonomy places the organism in Eukaryota, Metazoa, Chordata, Lepidosauria, Squamata, Viperidae.